This is a messenger RNA of Candidozyma pseudohaemuli, 2631 nucleotides long. Its product is annotated as cullin. The transcript has a single exon. NCBI's taxonomy places the organism in Eukaryota, Fungi, Ascomycota, Pichiomycetes, Serinales, Metschnikowiaceae. The record is from RefSeq and is a predicted model, not a curated record. Gene Ontology annotation, biological process: ubiquitin-dependent protein catabolic process; protein ubiquitination. Gene Ontology annotation, molecular function: ubiquitin protein ligase binding. Gene Ontology annotation, cellular component: Cul3-RING ubiquitin ligase complex. Bases 1 to 2631 code for a protein of 876 amino acids.
AUGAUUCCAGCGGGCCAGAAACGAACGAAAAUCCGGGCGCCUCGUAAAAUCUCUGUUUUGGGAGGCUCCAACUCGCCUGACUCGCAGGUGGACUACGACUCUUCGUGGGGGCUUUUGGCCAAUGCUAUAGCUCAGAUCCAGCACAAGAACGUACUGAACUUGCUGUACGAACAGCUCUACAGAAAGGCGUACACUCUUGUUUUGAAAAAAUUCGGUAAAAGAUUGUACAACGAUGUUGCCGGCGCCAUCGGGGUGCAUUUGAGGGAAAGACAGCGUGAAUUGGUCAAGAUCAGCGAGUCGAGAACGUUCAAGAUGACAUGGAAAGAGGACUUUUUGAAAGCCGCCGUGACCGAAUGGGCCGAGCAUUUGCAGCUGAUGAAGUUUAUUAGCGACGUGUUGAUGUACUUGAACCGCGUGUACGUGAAGGAAAGCAGGAAGCUCUUGGUUUACGAUAUGGGGGUGGUGCUUUUUGACAUGAACGUGAUUCGCCUCGACAACUUCUUUGUGGGCAACACGCUACUGGAGAUUGUCAUUGACGAGAUCACCAAGGCCAGAAGGGGCCAGGUCAUUGUCACCAGACUGUACCUUCAGCAGGUGCUAGCGAUGUUUGAGAUGCUCUUUCAUGACGAACCCAAUGUGGCGAAUUCCAUUCCGGAUGCGCCUGUGGGAGAUUCGUUUUUCUCUGACCAUUUUGAAAAAGCCUUUUUGGAGCUGCUGCAGCAGUUCUACCUGACUUUGGCAGACGAGAUCAUGCUGCUGAUGCUGGGAUCAAGGUACUUGGCAGAUACGCUCAAGUUCAUCAACGACGAGGAAAAACGCAUUUCCUUCCUUUUGCCCCAAAAGACGUCCACAAAAGUCGUCCACAUGAUGAACAACAUCCUCAUCAAAGAGCGGCUCGACAAAAUGGUGCUUCUACCUGCGGCUCAGCAGGGUUUGAUGUACUGGUUGGACCCGGUGGUUUCCAGAGUCAAAGACAGCAUAAGUCCCACGGGUUCUCUGCACCAGCAAAGUCUCACUGAGCUUCGAACGUUCUAUGUUCUUGUGGACCGGGUUGACCCGGACAAGCGUUUGUUGAAGGUGCGUUUGAAGGAAGCCAUUGUGAAAACGGGUCUUCAAUUCGUGGACUUCAUCACCAAACACCUCGAACAGCAACAGCAGCAGCAACAGAAUGGCGCUGCCCCUAAGAAGGUGACGGUGAGCACAACCUCUGCUUCAUUCGCCACGCUUUGGAUCGAUAUGAUUCUCGAGUUCAAUGCUCAACUUUCCCAGGCCGUCAAAACGUGUUUCAGCAACGACGCCGAGGUCGCCCACACCAUCUACGAAGCGUUCAGAGACUUCAUCAAUGCAUCCAACCAACCUACAAGAAGACUGUCCAUUGGUCCGUCCACCAGCGCUCCCGAGUUGCUUUCCGUUUUCAUGGAUUCCCAAAUCAAGCAGCUUGUCAAGCUGUCGGGAUCGAAACGUGUGGCCCUGGACAACACCAGUGUGGACGAAACACAGGACUUCUUGCACAAGGCAAUCUCGUUCCUUCGAUUCAUCAAGGAUAAAGACGCCUUCGAGGCACACUACGCCAACCACUUUGCCAAGCGGUUUCUCAAUUCCAAGGGCUCCUCCUCCAUCGUUCUGGGCGUGGAUGUCCGUUACAACGGUGACAUUGAGGAGCUAGUGAUUGCCAAACUCGGGGAAGAGUUGGGAAGCGCUACUAUGGAGAAAAUCGUCAAGAUGAAGAAGGACGUCAAGCUGCUGGGCGACUUGACGAUGGAGUGGAAGAACCACGUCAGCUCCCACAAGCUUUCAACGAUCGACCUCGAGCUCAAGGUGUGUCAUGUUUCAGAUUGGCCCAAGAGCAUGACAAAGGACUACAAGAGCUUUGCCAAUACCAACGGGCAAAUCGGCUUCAUCUGGCCCACCCUUAUACGUGAAACGAUCCGCAGCUUCGAAGAAUACUGGCUUACAGGUAAGAAAAACGACAACAAGUCGCUCUACUGGUGUCCCAAGUUUGGUCUGAUGGAUCUUCGUAUCACGUACCCUCUGCGGACGUACGACAUCAACCUUCUGACGUACGCGGGCGUUAUUAUGCUUUUAUUCGGGCCCCAAACCAGCGACCCGGACGAGGCUCCGUUUGAUAAUAAAAGAGAGCUCACAUACGAAGAGAUCCGCGAGCUCACCAACAUUCCCGAGGCCGAUCUCAAGCGGCAGCUCCAGUCGAUUGCCGUGGCGCCUCGGCUGCGUCUUUUGGUGAAAACGCCCAUGUCUAAAGAAAUCCAAAGUGGUGAUCGUUUCCUGCUAAAUAGCAAGUUCAAGCUGCCCACCACAAAAGUCAAGGUUCUUACGGUGUCGCUGGGGCUGGCGAAGCUGGAGAAAAAGACAGAAAAGGCAGAGGAGAGCCAGGAGGUGAAGGCCAAUAUCGAGGAAGGGCGCAAGCAUUUGGUGAAUGCUGCUGUGGUGAGAAUCAUGAAAUCCCGCCAAACCACGCUGCACAACGAGCUUGUGGCUGAGUUGGUGAAGCAGUUGCACGGCCGUUUCCAGCCGCUGACCGUUCUUAUCAAACAGCGUAUAGAGGACCUUAUCGAGAAGGAAUACCUCAAACGAGACCCCGACCAAAUGGGGGUAUACCACUACAUAGCCUAG